AUGAACAGUGUGAGAGGACUCUUGGCCGCCUCUGUAAUUUCUGUCCAGAACUCCUGCUUCAUCUAUCCUGCCUGUCAAAAAUGCUUUUCAAGGCUGAUACUGGAUUCUAGGAGGUUUAACUGUCUAAAAUGUGGCUGCACAGGUGAAGCUAAAGAUGCAAGCUACAGAUACAGAUUGUCCCUAAAGAUUGCCGACACUAAUGAUUUGUUUGACAUUACCGUGUUUGGAAGUUGCUUAGAGCCAUUCUUCGGGGACACUGCAGAAAAUCUGCGGAGGUAUAUUCAAGACUGCAAUCAGCUGUCAGGAGAAGCAAACACAGAGGCGUCUCCAGGAGCAUUAGUUCAAGCGGUGGAAACCUGUUUCAUUGGAAAAAGAUUUAUAUUUGGAGUGACGGGUUGUGCAAGGGAAGAUGGAGGGCGUUCUGCUGCCAGCAGCAUCUUGCAAAACUGUUCCAGAAUUAACAGAAGUACAAAAAACCUUACAGCUUGCCAAAUCUUCCUGCCAAACACUGCAGUUACUGGCUUUACUGUUAUCAGCUACUUCCAUCGGCUCCUGCACUCGGCAAAACUCAGGAGCUGUAAUAACAGCUCGUACUUACCUGAUGCAUCUUCAGCCACACUAGAUGAACCUGUCAGUGAGCUUAGCAGCGUGUCGAGCCUGAGCAGAAACUCCUGUUUUGUUCAGUCUAGUGGCAGAGAAAGUUUUUUAGGGUCCUGGCAGCAGUCCUUCAGCCUGACUUCGUCUGUUGCUUGGGUAACAGCAGAAGACUUUUCCGCUCUGGAAGUGGGAAGGCUGGUGAGUGAGCAGCAUGAACAAGAGGCAUGGCCUGUCUCUGCAGAAUCGUGCAGUGUAAGCCUCAGCGAUCAAACUCUUCGGGAUUCACAGUUCUGCAGCCCUUCUGUGAAGGAAAGGGAUAAAGAGGAGGGUAAUGAAUUGAGUGCACAGCCUAGUUGGACUGACAGUAUCUCUGCAACUGAUAAAUUAGAGAGAGUGUCUUCUUCAAAGACUGAGUGUUCACACAGAAACAGUUCCAGGUUGUUACAACAUCCCUUGGAAUAUGGGGUAAAAAGCGUUUGCCCAAAGUCUAAAAGUACAAAUUAUUCUUGCCCACAAAAAUCACACAACUCCCUUUUUUACGUGAGAGAUGCCUCAGCUUCUCAUGAUGUAAAUGUAGCUGGAGUGUCUCUGAAGGACUCUGUGCUUUGGGAGGAGCUCCCAUUUUCGGAAAGCCUAAAUGAAUUUUUAGCCAGAAUAGAAGAUGGUGAGAGUGUUGUAACAUCACCCAGCCUUGACACAGGCAGGCGUGCCCUUCCUGAAAGCAGCAAGCCGGGUGUAGAUCUUAACAAAUCGUGUCCCAGGCAAACCCUAGUAGCUGGUGAUUUGCCAGAAGCGAGUGUCUCAGGGAGGUUCUUGCCACCAGCAGAGAAUGAUAGUUGGGAGAACAUAUUGCUUGCUUGUCUUCAGACAAAUGCAAAUCCUCUGAGUGAUGAGGUGUCACAACGUGAGUCUUCCUCUAGUGUUUUACCUUCAACUGACAAGGACUGUGGAGCAUCUUGCUUUAUACUGAACCCUCAUCCACCUAUUCUGCCACAGUCCUUGCCAGUUACAUCAGAGCCUUCUGUUUCCAAGAGCAGAUACGUGCAGUCCAAAGAAGCAAAUAUUGACAUUUCCAAGUCAGCUUGGUCUUUUAUUAGUCUGCAGUGCACUGCUGAACAUGGAGAAACCUCCUGUUUGAAAAGGAGCAAGGCAGCUGCCUGUGAGCAUUCUGCACACGAUAGCUGUUUAGCUGGUUGUGAAAACAAAGAAAAUUCUCCUUCCACACCAAGCCAAAGAACAGAUCUGACAUUCACAGGGGCAUGGGACUCUGAACCAGCAACUCCCAACAAUACAAGAAGGCUAUAUAAAAGAGAAUUAAAACCAUUGACAGAACUGUCAGAAAAUAUCUUCAAAAGUGUUAAUAGAAGAGAGAGUCUGUGGAGCAGUUUAUUCCCUGAAGGCAGCUACAAUGCUUCUGCUGAUCUCUUUGAUUCAGCUGCAAGGGGGGUAGCAAAACCUGUUGAAUUCUUAAAUAAAUCAUGUAAUUCUCUAAUACAGGAAGAUACUUUGACUGGAAAGGUCACAGCUCCUGAAUUGGUGCUUUGUCCUGGAGAUGGUACCUGUAACAGUUCAAAGCGGAGCUCAUCCGUACACGGGUCCCCCCCUGUUGUCAGUAAGCACAGCACGCCGGUAGCUCACUCCUUGUGGGAUGCAGGACGCUGUUCAGUUAGCGCUCAGGACUUUAUUCCUUAUUCGCAGUCGACUCCUAUGACAAAACCUCUCCCGAAACUGCGGCCUGUUGGGGAAAGAAGCCCUUUUGUCACUCUCUUCACCCCUAAAAAUCCCGCUAAAAUCCAUUCCAAAUGCAAGCGAUCUAGGUCUUCCUUUCAAAACUCUCUGCUGCAGCAGCUUACUGGCAGGUUAGUGAAACGCGAGAGGCCAGGUCCCAGGGAAGCCAAAGGAAGUGAUAGCUCUGUUGCACGGCAGUUCCUUCACGGCCAACCACCUACCAGCUUCGAGGAGUGCAUCCCUCCAUCUGCAAACAAAAGGUGGAAACUAACUGUGCCUUUAACCUUAAAAACCGUUGGCUGGGCUACUGACUUACAGUCGCCCCGUGGGAGCGCUGGCGGGAACCCUAUUUCUGAAGGCAGAGGGAACAGUGAGAAUGGCGUGUGCUUCAAAAAUGAGGAAUUAAACCCUGGGAAUAUAGCCAGGAUUCCAACAACUCCCGUAUCGGCAGGUGUCACCCAGGCCUUGUUUUUAAACAAUGCAGUCCUGGAAACUUGGUCCUGUUCAGAAGGCAAGAAUCUCCUCACAAGUGCAAAUUAUUCAGGGGGUGUAUUGGAAGGGGCAACUGGCUGGUCUCCUGAGUUGUUCUUCCAAACACAGGCCCCUUUUUCCAAUAAGCCACAAUACUAA
This is a messenger RNA of Opisthocomus hoazin, 2955 nucleotides long. The record is from RefSeq and is a predicted model, not a curated record. NCBI's taxonomy places the organism in Eukaryota, Metazoa, Chordata, Aves, Opisthocomiformes, Opisthocomidae.